This is a messenger RNA of Aureobasidium melanogenum CBS 110374, 309 nucleotides long. RefSeq lists its product as uncharacterized. The record is from RefSeq and is a predicted model, not a curated record. Gene Ontology annotation, cellular component: cytoplasmic dynein complex. Gene Ontology annotation, biological process: cilium assembly; microtubule-based process. The coding region runs from base 1 to 309 and encodes 102 amino acids. Gene Ontology annotation, molecular function: dynein intermediate chain binding; dynein light intermediate chain binding. The transcript is spliced from 7 exons. NCBI's taxonomy places the organism in Eukaryota, Fungi, Ascomycota, Dothideomycetes, Dothideales, Saccotheciaceae.
AUGUCCGACGAGAAGACCACAACAAACCAGCUCGAGCAGACCGAGAGGCUCGAGGCCCAGGUCAAGUCUGCAGACAUGACCGAGGACAUGCAGCAGGAAGCUAUCGAAGUCGCACAAGAAGCUAUGGAGAAGUUCAACAUUGAGAAGGACAUUGCACACCACAUCAAGAAGACGUUCGACGAGCGCAAGGGUGUUACCUGGCACUGCAUUGUCGGCAGAAACUUUGGCAGCUUCGUUACACACGAGACCAAGCACUUCAUCUACUUCUACCUGGGACACUGCGCCAUCCUGCUGUUCAAGACUCAAUAA